UCCCUGUCUCUCUCCUUGGAAGUCCCCUUUCUCUCCUCACUACCUCAAAGCAGCAGCAAACAAGCCAGCGCCCGCUGCAGCAAGCUCGAAGCAGCAGUCAGCGACACCAAAUUCCCCGAAUCUCCCCUCCCAAAUGCGAGUCCUCGACUGAGGAAGCCCUUCCCGACCUCUUCGUGGUCCCCGCCGCGGCUAUCAUGCCGCCGCCGGCGGUGGAGACGCCGGAGUGGCUGCGCAACCUGCCCGUGGCACCGGAGUUCCGCCCCACCGCCGCCGAGUUCGCGGACCCCAUCGCCUAUAUACUCAAGAUCGAGCCUGAGGCCUCCCGCUACGGCAUCUGCAAGAUCGUGCCUCCCCUCGCGCCGCCGCCACGGGAGGCCACGGUCGAGCGCCUCAAGGCCUCCUUCGCUGCCAAUGCGGCCUCCACCACCGCCGGCGACGUCGAGGCCCCUGCACCCACCUUCCCGACGCGGCUGCAACAGGUGGGCUUCUCCGCCAAGAAUCGACGCCCCGCGAGCCGCCGCGUCUGGGAGAGCGGCGAGCGGUACACGCUGGAGGCCUUCCGCGCCAAGGCCCGCGACAUCGAGAUUCCGAGGCACGCGGUGCCGCCCAAACACGCGACGCACCUCCAGCUGGAGGCGCUCUUCUGGGGCGCCUGCGCCGCGAAGCCGUUCAACGUCGAGUACGGCAACGACAUGCCGGGCUCCGGCUUUGCGGCGCCGGAGGAGCUGAGCCUCGACCUGGAGGGCGCUGGAGGCAAUGCGACCCUUGCAGCGAGGGACGUUGGGGAGACGGAGUGGAACAUGCGGUUGGCCCCUCGUGCUCGAGGCUCGCUGCUGCAGCCGAUGGGCCGGGAUGUGGCCGGCGUGACGACGCCGAUGCUGUAUGUUGCGAUGCUGUACAGCUGGUUCGCGUGGCACGUGGAGGACCACGAGCUACACAGCCUCAACUACCUCCACUUCGGCAAGUCCAAGACCUGGUACGGCGUGCCACGGGAUGCCAUGCUCGCCUUCGAGGACGCCGUCCGCGUGCACGGCUACGCCGACGACCUCAACGCCAUCAUGGCCUUUCAAAUACUAAAUGAAAAGACAACUGUCUUGUCUCCUGAAGUGCUUCUUUCUGCUGGAGUUCCUUGCUGCAGAUUGGUUCAAAACCCUGGUGAAUUUGUUAUCACAUUCCCUGGAGCUUAUCAUUCUGGUUUUAGCCAUGGAUUUAAUUGUGGAGAAGCAACAAACAUUGCUACACCUUGCUGGUUGCAAGUGGCUAAAGAAGCUGCAAUCAGGAGGGCUUCCACAAAUUCAGGCCCAAUGGUGUCUCAUUAUCAGCUGCUUUAUGAGCUAGCACUGUCAUUACAUCUAAGGGAGCCUAAGAAUUCUCAUAUGCCUAGAAGCUCUCGUCUAAGGGACAAGAAGAAGAAUGAAGGUGAAAGAAUGAUCAAAGAAACAUUUGUUGGAAGUGUGAUAGAAAACAACAGUUUUCUGAGCACCCUUCUUGACAAGAGUUCUUGUAUAAUUAUCCCGGAGAUUGAAUUUCCCCUUCCAUCUGUUCCUACAACGAGGGCACCUGAAGUCUCUGAUAAGCAAGGCUUGAUUGCUGGUCCCUGUAGUAUUAGCCAGCAAAAAGCUGAGGAAACUCUUGUUUAUGGUGAUGAAAUUGAUGAAAUCAAAGAGGUUGAGAACAUGAGUGAAUCAACCACUUCCUCUGCAUGUAACCAAAGAAAGUUCUACGAAACAAAAUUUGGAAUAGUUAGUAGUACUGCAUUUUGCUUAUCAACUUCAGAUAUUCAGAUUGGAGUAAUUGGAAAAGGUAGAUCACAUCAAGGAGGUGGGCUCUUAGAUCAAGGGCGGUUGCCAUGUGUUCAGUGUGGCAUAUUAAGCUAUGCUUGUGUAGCUAUCAUUCAACCUAAAGAAGCGGCAGUCCAAUAUGUCAUUUCUAGGGAGUGCAUGUCAUCAAGUGCAAUACACAGAGAAAUAAUGGAAUCGGAUGAUACCUCAAAUCGAAUGGUGAUAGCUCAUCAACAAGGAUAUGCUCAUCAAACUGAUGAUAAUACAAUACAAAAUGUGAGUGCAGCCCAAGUUUCUGAUAGGUGUAGACAGCUAUACAGCAGCAGCACCCAUGGAUGCACUUCCGCUCUUGGGCUUCUGGCUUCUGCUUAUGAAUCAUCAGAAUCUGAUGAAGAAGCAGAUGCACCUAACAAUAUAUCAAACAAUUGUGAAAACAAUAAUGCGGCAAAUGGAGCCACAAAUAUUCAGUCCUCCAGAACAUCAGUUCAGGAUGAAAAUACGAAUUUGCAAUUGUAUGAAGAGGAAAAUAACUCCAGAGCAAUAGCAUCUCUGAUGCAACCAGUGGAGGAUAAGAGUACUGCUAUGACUCCUGUUAGUAUGGAAACAAAUAUUAUCCAUCUAGCAGAUCAGGGAGAGUCACUAACCUUCCAUGAGCAGUGGCAUGCGUAUCUUGACUUUGAUGAUCUAACUGCAUCAGGUGUAAAAGCCUCUCCGAAUACUAGUUUGGGCACGGCUAAAGCUGCAAUGAAAACAGAUGCACUGACUUUGUUCAAGUACAGCAAGGAUUCCUGCAGAAUGCACGUGUUUUGUCUAGAACAUGCUUUGGAAACUUGGACACGACUUGAACAAAUUGGUGGUGCUAAUAUCAUGCUCUUAUGCCAUCCAGAAUACCCUAGAGCAGAGUCAGCAGCAAAAGUUAUAGCAGAAGAACUUGGUAUGAAGCAUGCCUGGAAAGAUAUCACUUUCAAAAAAGCAACACGUGAAGACACUGGAAGAAUUCAAUUGGCUCUUCAGGAUGAAGAUGCAGAACCUACGAGCAGUGACUGGGCAGUAAAAAUGGGUAUCAACAUAUAUUACAGUGCCAAACAAAGCAAAUCUCCACUUUACAGCAAGCAGGUACCAUACAAUUCUAUCAUUUACAAGGCAUUUGCUCAGGAAAAUCCAGACAGCUUCGCAGAUGGACAGCGAUCAAGCACAACAAAGAAAAAGGUAGCUGGAUGGUGGUGUGGCAAAAAAUGGAUGUCAAACCAAGUUCAUCCACUUUUAGCUUGUGAACAGGUAGAACAGAAUCAUGAAACAGUUUACAGCAAAACGAUGUUAUCUGCUAGUUGUGACAGGAUGCAAGAACAAUCAACAAGAUCUACUACCCUGAUCAACCAAAAUUCUUCAAAAAAGAUAACCAGAAGAAAAGAGGGGGACUCUGUUGAGAAAUCUAGAGGCAAAAAGAAGAGAUGCAGUGCCAGUGCUUCUGAUGAAGCUGCUUUGCACUGCAGUGUGUAUGAUCAGCCUGUAAAUUCUGAUAAUCAUGCCAAAUAUGAAGAUGGAGAUGAAAGUGUGGAAGCACGGAACACCCGACAUCAUCAACAAUAUGAAUCGCUAAAUAAAAAAUCAAGUUUGAAGAGGCGAAAGGAUAAUAAUAGAAGCAACAGCUUUCAUGAGCUACACAAGGACAAUGUUGACAUUGACUGCAGGUUUGAUACAGACGGCACUGAAAACACCUCAAUAGGUGACUGGGAUAAUAGUCCACCACAAGGGGGUGAUGUCAAAGCAGUGAAAUCUGGUGCUCGAUUGCUAGGCACUAAGAGGUUUAGCAAGGAGAAGGGAAGUAAUGGUUUGUCAAAUGUAAACAAGAAAUUGGUAAAGAUGGGUAAGAAAAUUAGUACUAAGAAGCAAAAGAAUGACAAAACAAAUAGGCAGUUUCAAGAAAAUCACAAAAAGGCUGACAUUGUGGAUUUGCUUCAUGAAGAUGAUGGAGAUGAAGGCACAUACAUAGACUGCAAUGAAAUUCGAAAACAAAAAACAGAUGACGUGAGAGUAAAAUCUAGAGGCAAAAUGCAAAGUGGCAAGAAAAAAGUCAGCAGAUGUCAGGCAAGUGAUGGUUCGCACAAUGGAGGCAAGGAAAUGAAAUUAUCAAGUGACAUAGAAGUGUGCAACAGAAGAGGAGAUGGAACAACGGCAGCCAAUUUUGAAGAAAUUCCAAAAGAAAAGGCCGAUGCUGUGAAAGUGAAACCCAAGAUGCAAGGUGACAAGAAAAAAACCAGUAAACAUCAGGCAGGCGAUGGAGAUAAAGGAGCAAAAUUUUCUUGCGAUAUAGAAGGGUGUGACAUGAGUUUCAGCACCCAGCAUGACCUGUCGCUGCACAAGAGAGACAUCUGUCCUGUCAAAGGAUGCAAGAAGAAGUUCUUCUGCCAUAAAUACUUGCUCCAGCACCGCAAAGUGCACCUGGAUGAAAGGCCGCUCAUGUGCUCAUUCCCAGGCUGCGCGAAGACAUUCAAGUGGCCAUGGGCGAGGACAGAGCACAUGAGGGUGCAUACAGGGGUGCGCCCGUACGCAUGCACGGAACCUGGCUGCACCCAGACGUUCCGGUUUGUGUCGGACUUCAGCCGCCACAAGAGGAAGACUGGCCACUCGUGUGACAAGAAAAAGAAACGCGGCCUUUGACUGCUCGUGCACAAGUACAGGUUUCUUCUCUGACGGCGAGCGAUCUGAAGGGGAUGGAUGCUAAUCGAAUAAUUGCGCCAGGUUCCAUUGUUUGCAGAAUUAAUCUGCAUUAGGAGUCUAAUUCAUUUCAUUGUUUAUUACCGCUGCAACAUAACAGCUCAUUCACUGUCGCUUUAGGUCCAACUGACCUGCUGGUGACUGAGAUUGUACCAUGUCAAUUGUAUCGUUCUUUCGUUCAUACUUAGAAAUCGGGAAGUUUCUGUUGACAGGAACGUUGGAUUUAGUGUACGGCGCCUGUUAUUAACAUGCGUGUAAUUCUGUACUGAAGUGCUCCUUUCUUAUUUUUACAUUUUUUAAAAUCUGGAAGGAAUUAGUGUACGGCGCCUGCUAGUUUUGAUGUAGGAUUCAUUUGGCAGUUCUUGAAACGAUUAUCGCAAAAAUAGAAUCACUUGUU
Messenger RNA from Zea mays, 4896 nucleotides. RefSeq names its product lysine-specific demethylase JMJ705. Gene Ontology annotation, cellular component: nucleus; chromatin. The record is from RefSeq and is a predicted model, not a curated record. Gene Ontology annotation, biological process: chromatin remodeling; regulation of gene expression. The transcript is spliced from 7 exons. Gene Ontology annotation, molecular function: histone H3K4me/H3K4me2/H3K4me3 demethylase activity. Bases 195 to 4442 code for a protein of 1415 amino acids. Lineage: Eukaryota; Viridiplantae; Streptophyta; Magnoliopsida; Poales; Poaceae.